AUGGCGAGUUCCUUACGACUUUCGAGGCGACGACAAUGUUCUAGCUCAUUAUUCUCUUUCUGCGGCGGGCAAUUGACUGGCUCGAUAUCUGCGAUACUGGUUAUUUUGCUAUGUUUGGUGCAGCCGUCGUGGCAACAGAAAGAUCCUUUGAACGAUUUUUGUAGGAGAUGGGGACAUCAAACGACUGUCAUUGAUCGACAAUUAUUUAUCGAUGGCGGAAUGCUCGAUUGGAAUCCAUUGUCGCAGAAUCCAGCUAAUUAUUCAAAUUCUUGGCUUCUAUAUAAUGAUCUCGACACAAGUCCAGCGGGGCCAGGAAUGCCCCAGUUACACGCCAAUCUUUCAAAGAAUGCGUCGAUACCGAAUGUGAGCGGAGGUGUACUUUGGGGAGAUGAGGUCAACAAGAGAUUUUAUCUUUUUGGCGGCGACAACUUCGGCAGUUCACCAAGCGCACCCAAUCUUUAUUCGUACGACCUGCUGUAUAAUCAAUGGGAAAAUUUUGGUUCGCCUAAUGGUGUUUCGAGCGUUUCGUAUGGCAUGGGAGUUAGUAUAUCCGAGCUAGGGCAAGGUUAUAUGCUUGGUGGAUGGCAAAGCAAUGCUUCAAUUCCGGGAUGGACUGGACCGCCUCUCGCAACGAGCGGCUUGAUCAAGUAUGAUUAUCAGUAUGGAACAUGGACAAACAAUACUGGACCAGAUCAGAUUGGAAGAGCAGAGGGUGCCAUGGUGUAUCUCCCGGCGAGUCGCACCGGGAUUCUUGUCUACUUUGGAGGUAUACAAACGCCAUACAACAAUGAGACAAUAGUAGCAUCACCUAUGAACCAGAUUCAUAUUUACGACAUCCAAAGUUCUAUAUGGUACACUCAAAACGCAACUGGAGAUAUUCCUGGAGACAGGAGGAGAUUUUGCGCAGGUGCUACUUGGGCACCUGACCAGUCAUCCUACAACAUCUAUCUAUAUGGAGGUGCAGGCUUUGGAGCGAAUUCUUCAGGAUACGAUGAUCUCUAUAUUCUCAGUCUUCCUUCCUUCACGUGGAUUAAGUGGUGGGAAAACGCUCCAAGUUCCGCGAGACCACACAAUAUGUUGAGCUGUAACGUGGUCAAUGGAGCUCAGAUGCUUAUCGUGGGUGGAUCAUUUCCAAAAGAUCAGUCGACUUGCGAUAGUCAACCAUCUUGGGGAACGCAUAAUGUCAAUCUCAACGAACCAGCCCCAGGUCAGGCAUCAUUCAAUCCAUGGAAUACCUAUCAACCGGAUCUUACCUCAUACGCCGUACCUUCAGCCAUAAUUUCCGUCAUUGGUGGAUCUCCUACAGGUGGCGCAACCAUGCAAGCUCCUGCUACUGGGUUUCAAAACGGCGAUCUGAAUGUAUACUUUUCGCAAAAAGCAUCUGCCGUGAAUCGUACACCCACUAGAGCAAUUACCACUGCAACUGCUUCUUCAACAUCCAACCCUUCUGGAACCAAGUUGGGCCCUGGUGCAAUUGCUGGAAUUGUUGUAGGAAUAGUCGUUGUAAUUGUCGGUCUUCUCGUUGCAGGCUUAUGCAUCUUUCGUAUCCGUAAAAGUCGUGCUCACGUACCAGACGUCUCUGCGCCUAUUGUACCUGCAUAUAACCCUGGGAACGCAACCAAAAUGUACCCUCAACGACCAGAUCGUAGUUACGAUCCCCAAAAUCCUCACAUUGCGCAACAGCGGAGUACGUCAGCAUACCAAGUGCUUCCUUCACAUGCUCCCGAUCCAGUCGAGCUAUCCGGGACCAACUCGAGUUUAGGAAACUAUACAACAGUUAAUGCCGAUGGUAAUUCGAUUCAUAGUCCAAAUCCGGAUGGUGUACCUCCGUACACAAAUACCUGGCAACACCCAAAUUCACCGCCUCAGGAUCGGAAGAGUUUUAGUCAUACAUCUCAACAUAAUCAAUUUUCACCUGUUCCAACGGAAUUGGACGGCGAAAGUGCUAUAUUUUCUGCAUCUCCAACACCAACAUAUUCAACAUUAGGAAGAAUGACCUCGAAAAAGAUAACUCCAAUACACGAGACAUAUUAUUCUUCUUGA
Messenger RNA from Botrytis deweyae, 2043 nucleotides. RefSeq lists its product as uncharacterized. Gene Ontology annotation, molecular function: protein binding. The record is from RefSeq and is a predicted model, not a curated record. Lineage: Eukaryota; Fungi; Ascomycota; Leotiomycetes; Helotiales; Sclerotiniaceae. The transcript is spliced from 4 exons. Bases 1 to 2043 code for a protein of 680 amino acids.